Rotaria sp. Silwood1 is the source of this 600-nucleotide messenger RNA. Lineage: Eukaryota; Metazoa; Rotifera; Eurotatoria; Philodinida; Philodinidae. The record is from the annotation of a GenBank genome assembly.
AUGUCUAGUCAAUAUCCAACAAGUACAACAGUUUUACGCUCUAGUCCUUCACGCAGAAAAUGGUUUAUUGAUUUACAAAUUCGUAAACAUGAACGCUUAGCUGUUACAACUAAUGAAAAUAAUUUAAUAACGACAAUCACAAAUAAUAAUAAACUUUUAUUAUCACCAAUUGGUUACAGUGAACAACGAGUAUCAGAUUCAAUCAUACAAGAAGAUGAUGAACGUUUAUUAGCAAAACGUUCAUGGGAUAUUGCAUUACAACCAAUAAAACAAUUACCAAUGAAUAUUAUUUUAGCAUGGAUGGCUGGAAAUACAUUUUCACUUAUGUCAAUUAUGAUUGUUGUUAUGUUAUUUAUGAAACCUAUACAAGCAAUAUUUUCACUUAGCUCAGCAUUUUCAUCAUUAGAACAAGAAGGGCUAGUUGGAAAUAUAUGGUUACAUAAAAUAAUGUAUUUUUUGGGUAAUCUUACACAUUUAGCAUUAGCUUUAUAUAAAUGUCAAUCAAUGGGUUUAUUACCAACAUAUAAUUCAGAUUGGAUUGCAUUUGCUGAUCAACAAACUCAAAUGGAAAUGACAUUUGGAGGAAUUACUUAUUCUUAA